Microthlaspi erraticum is the source of this 636-nucleotide messenger RNA. The record is from the annotation of a GenBank genome assembly. Lineage: Eukaryota; Viridiplantae; Streptophyta; Magnoliopsida; Brassicales; Brassicaceae.
AUGAGCACCAGAACAACGUCCGUAAAUAACCCUGGAAAGUACAAAGUUACAAACCUUUAUUCGUACUUCGUUGAGAAGCAGUUAGCUCCAUCGAGUGAGAAUCCCUCAUAUGUUGUGUGUCCAGUCAUGGUUGAAAAAAUGAAGGUGUAUUCGAUGAAGUCAGGGAGUUUUAAACUUAGUUACGUGAACACAAUUGAUCCUCCCAAGAGAAGUCAACCUGACUACAUGUACACGAUAGCUUCCUUCAAUAGAUUUAUAUGUUGUAUUAAUCGCCUCACUGACGAAGACGAGGAGAUAGGAAAAAUGUCAUGUGAUCUGCAGAUUUGGAUAGUUAACACUUGUAUGGGGGAGACUGUUCUUCUUCCCAAAGGGAAAACACCCUCGUUUGACUUUGUGCCAAAUGUUGGAGUAGCUUAUCUCGGGAGCGACUACAAAGUUUUCCGCAUCUUCUGUGCUAGUAAAGACUUGGAAGAGUAUCGUUUUGAAUGUGAGGUGUAUUUGUCAAGCACUGGUUCUUGGAGAAAUAUCAACACUGUGCCUUGUGUUCCCUAUGGGUAUUCUAACUCCAUUCAAAUCUCGUCAUGUUUUUGUCAGAGGAAAGAUCUACUAGUUGUCUUCCUUGGAUGCUCUGGGUGA